AUGGCAGGAACCUUUCCGCGAAGCGAACGGAUCGAGCCGGGCUCAGUCAACCUCCCACCCCGCGAGUAUCCUCCAUCCGUUCGCUCAACAUCGGUUGAUGCGGGGAAGGCCGCGACAGAUGUCAUCAACGUCUUCAACGGUGCACUGAACUCCAAGGACUACAACAAGCUCGCACAACUCUUCGUCGCUGACGGCUACUGGAGGGACCAUCUAGCGCUAUCAUGGGACCUCCGCACCCUCAAGGGUAGGGAGAAGAUCCAGAGCUUCCUCAGCGAGGCGUGCCGGCUCAAGGAGGUGCAAAUCGAUACAUCCACAGCCUACAGGGCACCUCACUUUGCGCCGCUCGAUGCCCAUGGCAAAGUCCAAUGUCUGCAAUACUUCAUCAAGGUCAAGACGGAUGUCGGACCUGGUGAGGGUGUCGUGCGCAUGGUUGAGACUGGCGAUAAGUGGGAGAUCUUCACAUUCUUUACGACUUUGCGCGAAAUCGCGGGCCACGAAGAGCCUACCCGGCACCGACGAGAGAAGGGUGUUGACCACGUCCAGAAGCGGGAAAGCAAGAAUUGGAAGGAGAAGAGAGACGAUAGCGUCAACUACGUUGACAGCGAGCCUACGGUAGUGAUUGUCGGUAAGCAUUAUGAACUGUGGCUCUCAAACUUAUAUCAGAUUAUCCUGACAACCAUUCAGGCGCCGGCCAGGCUGGCCUCACAAUCGCCGCUCGAUUGA
Molecule: messenger RNA, 723 nt
Organism: Colletotrichum scovillei
Lineage: Eukaryota; Fungi; Ascomycota; Sordariomycetes; Glomerellales; Glomerellaceae
Exons: 1
Coding region: 1-723 (240 amino acids)
Source: RefSeq, a predicted model, not a curated record